This is a messenger RNA of Phymastichus coffea, 1086 nucleotides long. RefSeq names its product josephin-2 (gene Josd). The record is from RefSeq and is a predicted model, not a curated record. The transcript has 4 exons. Gene Ontology annotation, molecular function: cysteine-type deubiquitinase activity. Lineage: Eukaryota; Metazoa; Arthropoda; Insecta; Hymenoptera; Eulophidae. Gene Ontology annotation, biological process: protein deubiquitination. The coding region runs from base 339 to 1058 and encodes 239 amino acids.
CCCUACCCUAUCUAUCUAUCUAUAUAUGUAUUGGAAAUCACUCAGUGUUGAAAAAAAUAACGUGCGCGGGGGAAUCUGUUAAUGCGUCCCGGGCCAUUCGCGAGCAGCCAAAAAUUAUUCAUAAAAGCAAAGUUAUAAAUAAUGAAUCAGCAUUUAUCGAAUGCCUAGCAUACUGGAUAAGUGAAUAGAUAUAAAAUCAUCGUCAUCGUGUGCUUUCAGCAAAAUUUCAGUUCUGCGAUGUUUAUAUUGCUCAAAUAAUGAAUGUCAUCGUGUCAAUUGAAUAAUGAAAUAAAUUAUAGUCUUAUUGUUCGUUAAGGUAAUGUAGAAGAAUCGACACUAUGGUCGCGGGUACCAAAGCUGGUAUGCCUGGCUCUAUUUAUCAUGAACGCCAGGUUAGAGAACUGUGUGCACUCCAUGCACUAAAUAAUUUGUUUCAAGAAAGGGGAUUUAGUAAGCAGGAAUUGGAUCAAAUAUGUUAUAGCUUAAGUCCUGAUGUUUGGAUUAAUCCUCACAAAUCUUUGCUUGGACUUGGAAACUAUGACAUAAAUGUUAUUAUGGCAGCUUUGCAAAAGAGGGGUUGUGAAGCUGUUUGGUUUGAUAAACGAAGGGACCCUAAAUGUUUAUGUCUCGAUAAUAUCCAAGGUUUUAUUUUAAAUGUCCCAACUGACUACAAAUUUGGUUUCGUGCUUUUACCAUUGAAACGGAGGCACUGGAUUGCAUUAAAAAAAAUUGAUGGUACUUUCUAUAAUUUGGAUUCAAAGUUAGAUUGUCCACAAUUGAUUGGAAAGGAAACUGAAUUAUUAACUUACUUGAAAGAACAAAUAGAAAGUAAAGAGAAAGAACUAUUUCUGGUUGUAUCGCGUGAAAUUGACAGUAAUCAAGGUUGGUUAAUGGAUUCUUGUGAAAAAAGUGAUUCAAUUACAAAAAUUGAUGAAGAUACUUCGAAGUUAAUAAAAGAGCCUAUAUUAGAUAAUGCAAAUUUUGAUUUUAAUUUAAACAAUUCCAAAGAGAGAAUCAAUGAAAAUGGUAACAUUUGCAACAACCAAAGUCCUAGAUAGUCUGAAUUCAAUUAAAAUCUAUUAUAUA